AUGGGCUCGCUGCAGCGCCCGGCGGCGAAGGAGUCGCGGCUGCAGGCGCGGAUGGCCGCGCGCUACCAGCACGCGCUCGGUACCUUCCACGACGGCGUGCGGGAGUUCAACAAGCGGCUCGACGAGGAGCAGGUGCUGCGGCUGGCGGACCUGAAGGAGUUCCUGCAGCGCAGCCACGACGAGUGCGCUGCGGCGCUGCAGGCGGAGACGACGCGCGUGGAGUCGCACAAAAAUCAGCUCGCGCAGCCCCCCGUGGGCGACGCGGAGGAUCUUCUGCAGCCCUUCACGGACGACUACCACAAGGGCGAGGUCCGCAUAGACGAGAGCAAGCCGCGGCUGCGGGCGGAGCGCCAGCGCCUGCUUUCGCUCUGCGUCGAGGUGCGCAACUCGUACCAGUCGCGCGUGGACGCCAUCACCAGCUGCGAGGAAGGCAUGGAGGCGCGUGAACAGGAAAGGCGUGAGGGGCUGAAGCGGUUGCUUGUAGAGUUUGUGGAGAACCUCACAAAGAUCAGCUACACAAGCAUCGGCGCCUCCCACGUCUUGGCGCAGCGAGCGAUUCACGACAUCAACGAGCACCUCUGCAAAAAUCACACCAGCAGGAGGACCCUCUUGGCGCAGCUGCGCUGCCGGGAGAUGCUGCGGCAGCGGCACUACAGCCGAAAGCUGGCCGAGGUGUACGGCACCUCGCUGGAACUCAUGAUGAGCAGUGGCCUGCGCUGGGCAACGACGCUGCUGCAGACGGCAUACUUCCGCCGCCCGCAGUGCCGCAUGCAGGCGAUUGAACAAAUGAGCCGACUGGUCAGCAGCAUACGGCGGGACGGGACGCAGUUUCUGGAAAACGUGGCGACGACGGUGCAGUCGCUGCGCCGCGCGCGGGAGCCGCUGCCGACGGAGUGCGGCCAAGUCUGCGGCGGGACUCUGCCGGAUGGCUGGCUGCGCAGCUUCGACGGUGGCCUCUUCUCGCCGGUCUUCCCAGUGAGCCCGUCGGAGGUGACGGUGGAGUGGCGCGUCAAGGCGAACGUGCUGGUGCGCAACACCCUGGUGCAGUGCGCCUGCGCCGCGGAGGAGGCCCGGAUUGCGGAGCGGCAGUUGUGUGCGGAGGCGGAGGUGAUCCUCACCGAGCUGCACGCCCUCGUGCGCUGGAUCUGCGAGCCGGAGGCGUACGAGGCGGAGACGCUGGCGCAGGCCUCGCUGCAGGGCGUGGAUGCGGUGUACACCCGCUUCACCGCUGCGAAUCCCGCGCUGCAGGCACAACUUAGCGCUGAGGUUGACGCACGCGUGCUGCCGCUGCUGUCGACGAUACGGCGCGAGAGCGCGUGGUUCACCGCCGCGGUGGAGGCAGAGCUAAACGGCCAGCACGCGGCGCUUGAGGGCCUGCUGCUGACCGGUCCGAUCAACGUCCUGCUCACCUUUGAGAAGGCGACCGACGCGUUGGAGGAGACGGCGACGAAAGCCCUGGGAUUCAUUCGCGCCGGCUUUGCCGCCCUCUACGAGGCCCGCAAGGACCACGACGACGACCUUCACCACGUCGAGUUGGAGCUCGCGCGGAAGCAGAACGAGCUGCGGCACGCGGCCACCGUGGAGGCGGCGGAAGUGCUUUUUGUCGAGUGCCUCGCCGUGCUGGAUCGCAUCGCGGCGCAGCACACGAAUUUCCAGCGCUACACUGCGCAGUCGCUGCAGCGCGUGACGCAGGAGGGGAAGGCGGAGAUGGAGCAGCGCUGCGCCAGGCUGCUGCUGCUCUUUGGCCUGGAGAGCGAGGAGGCCUGCCUGCGGCGCGAGCGCGAGGCGGCGGAGGCGGCGGCAGCAGCAGCCGCAGCGGCGGCAGAGGCGGCGGCGGCGACGACGAAGCGGGGCCGCGCGAAGGAGGUGGUGGUGGAACCCGAGAGCGAGAGCGAGAGCGACGCGGAGCCGGCGCCGUCGUACCCCACCCUCACUGCGGUGGACGGGCAGCUGUACUACAUCGUCGGGCCCAUGGCGCUGGGCGACAGGCCGCCCGCUGCGCCGUCGCCGCCGUCGCCGCCGUCGCCGCAGCAUCAGCUGCCGAAUAAGCGUGGCCUUGGCGGCGACGGCGGCGACGGCGACGGCCACCGCCCCACGACGCCGGGCGGGAAACGGCGGUCGCAGCUCGCGCACGCGCAGCGAGGCGGCAAAAAGGGGAAGGGCGGGACGGCGCGGGGCGAAAGCAGCGGAAACUCCCCGCGAUCGUCCGCGCUGCCGACGGCUGCGCCGCCGCCCGCCUUCCUGCAAACGUACGAGUCGCUGCUGAAGGCCACGCUGCAGGAGGACGCCGCGGCGCCGUCGCUCUCGUCAGCCACCGUGGAGGAGUGGCGCGAAAUGCUGCGGGUCGAGGUGCUCAACUGGACCGUGCACCUUCGCCACACCUCCAUGGAGCAUGUGCGGAAGCAGUGCAACGCCCAGAGGUCUGCAAUCGACGCGGAGACGAAUGAAAUCCUGCGGCACCACCGCCGUCGCCCCGCCACAGUGCAGUCCGAUGAUUACGAGGGGCGCAUCCGCGAGCUUGAGACGACGCAGGUGAAGAAGGAGAAUCACUGCGCCCGCCUGCGGGAGCGCCUUGCGAUGCUGGAAAACGCCUGGUCUUCUAUUGAGGCGGGCGACCAGGCGGAGGCCCAGGACGCCCAGCUCUUCGAGCAGCUGCAGGAAUUUGAGAAGCUCGCUCCGAAGGCAAACACGGCGAACGCGCUGAUGUCGCAGGAGCGGAACUUUGCCUCCCUCGUCGCCGCCUCCCUGGAGACGCACACAACUCGCUACCACGGUAUCAUGGUGGACGUGGCGAAGCAAAAGGAGGUGCUGGAGUCUGAGUGCCACAAUUACCUCCUCAGCUGCGGGAAGCCUGUCCCGGGGGACCUCGACGAGCUUGAGGACACCAGCGCCUGGGAGGACGCGAAUGACAGCAGCUGCAAGCAGGUCAUUGAGACCCUGCUGCGACUGCACGGCGCAGCGAAGGCGCUCAAGGAGAAACUCAGCUCGGAGCGCGACCGCCAUGUGCGACACUUGGACGCGGCGAGGUCCAGCUACACGGUGGUGUUCGAGCAGAACUUGGGGGAGCUGCAGCUGCUGGCGCGGCUGCAGGAGAUUCUGUCGCGGCUCAAGGUUCAGGUGCACUCCCUCAUGACGCUCUCGGAGACAAGCGAGGCGAAGAUCGAGGAGACUUUGAAGGAGUUGGAGGAACGUCUCGCCGUCCCUCUCGUGUCGUACGACUUUUCCAGCGCGCUGGCGGAGCUCGCGGGUAGGGAGUACGGCGCCUCUUUCACCACGGAGGAGUCGCGCACGCUGCCUCCCGUUGGCAGCCCCUCCGCCCCCUCCUCCCCGCUCACGCCGUCGAUGCAGCCCGUCGCGAGAGGGGCGGGGGCCGCGGCGGCGACGCUCUCGGAGGACACCACGGGCGAGGUGGAGGCCGAGCUGAGCGAGCGGCUGGCGGAGGUGAAGAUCGACGUUGAGCGGCAGAUCCGCGCGAGCGACCCGUCGAAGGUGCUGCGGCUGCUGGACCACAUUCGCGAGAUUGUCUAUGUGCGCGGGCGGCACCUGGACUGCCUUCAGUACGGCGUGGAGCUCCUUAACGUGCCGCAGGAGAACUACAUUGAGCCCCGCCUUGGCGCCAAGGCCGACGCGGCAGUGGAAGACGCGGCUGCUCCCGCGGCGGGGGCGGGGGCAACGGCAACGGCAACGGCAACGGCAACCGUCGCCUUGUCUAAGCAGGGACGCGCCCGGAACAAGUCGAGGUUGUCGGCAUCGCCAAGUUCCAUGAUGGCCGCGCUCUACACAACAACGGAGCCCCCCGAAGUUCUCCCGGCGGAGCAACAGGUAAAAAAUUGGCUGGCGACGGCCAGGUCUCAGGUUGAGCAUGUCACGGAGCAGCACUUCACCGUGUGUCCACCGCCGCUCGUGCGCCGAUUGCCCGGCAUGGCGGGCGGGCACCUGCAGGACGUGAUGGAGAUGUGCGACAGGGUGUGUGACCAACAGCAGCGGCGGGUCGCGCGGCACGUGGUGCAGGCGACGCGGCGCUACCGGGAGCAGGUGCAUCGCCUCUUCGCGGCCUUGCAGCGGAUCCCUAGCUACCUGGUCAAUUCGACGUACAAUUUGUCCUCCAUGGCGCUCGAGCGACGGGUCGCGACGGUGUUUGACGUCUUUGCCGGCUUUUACGGCGAGUCUGACGCGCUUCGCUCGAUGCACGACCGCCUCGUCAAGGUCACCCUCGCAUCGAACUACAACCGCGACAAACUGAGUGCGCUCUCCGGUGCCGAGCGCACCCGGCAGACCGUGACGCAGGCAACCAUCGAAAAGCUUUGGGGCUACGCGCUGCGUGAGAUAGAGGAUGCGGCCGCCAUGCACGCCGCACGGAGCAUCAAUGUAACCAACAAUUUCUUUGCCUUUCUUCGGGGAGUUGUGACGCCGGAGAGUUUAAAGCCCGCCGUCGACGACGCGGGCGACGGGCACCACCGGGGGCUGCGCGGCCUGCUGCGUCUCAAGGCGCGUGAGGACCGCGGGAAGGAGGCGCAGCAGCAGCAGCAGCAGCAGCCGUCGACGAAGCGUGAACGGCGGCUGCGUGAGACGAUGACGCGCCACUCCGUCACCGGCACAUCCUCGGGCGGCAAAAAGGCGGAGUCCACCUCGGCGGCUGCCGCGGAGUCGGUGAGCGGGCAGCUGCCCACCCCAGCGCUGCUGGAGGUGGAGCAAGGCCGCGUCCCGCUGCAUGCCUUGCGGCCGGUGGAGGCCUUCAACGCCGAGCACCCGAGCGCCGCCGUCCCCGUCCCGAACAGCGACGUUGCCCCUGCGUUUGCCCGCGUCUCACUAGUGACGCGGCUGCAGACGCAGGCAGCCGGCCGACGACAGAAGAAGGAGACCGUCAGCACGCCGGUGGUCGAUGAGCGGGCGCUGAUGGUGAGCAUUCUUGCGCCUGAAACACCGCUGCACACGGAGAUCGCAAGGCUGACGCAGCAAUCGGUGGAGCAGUUUAACAGCGCCUCCUCGGGCGCCGUAGGCAAGGCGAGCGACACCUUCCAGAAGUGGACAGAGCAUGAGGUGCGGUGGCAAGAGACCUGGGGGGCAUCCAUGAAGCGUCUAAAAUGGUAG
Molecule: messenger RNA, 5091 nt
Organism: Trypanosoma conorhini
Lineage: Eukaryota; Euglenozoa; Kinetoplastea; Trypanosomatida; Trypanosomatidae
Exons: 1
Coding region: 1-5091 (1696 amino acids)
Source: RefSeq, a predicted model, not a curated record